UCGACGACACAAACUCUUCACAAAACCUUCCCUUUGAUUAUUCCGUGUUAUUUACUUACCAUUUCUCAUAAAACGUUGCAUUCUCUGCCGUUUCAAGGACCAUCAGAGGCCAUGGAAGUAGUGGACAAGGCGAAGAUGGUGUUUGAGGAGACUGAGUUGAGGCUAGGGUUACCAGGAAAUAAUGGUGGAGGGAGCGAAGGAGAGGUGGCUAGGAAGAGAGGCUUCUCUGACACUGUGGAUUUGAAGCUUAAUCUUUCUUCCAAAGACCCUGUCAUUGAUUCAAAUGGUAACACCGACAACUUACCAAGAGAGAAUAAUCUUCUCGCUACUGAUCCAGAAAAGCCUCCAGCUAAGGCGCAAGUAGUGGGUUGGCCACCAGUCCGAUCCUUCAGAAAGAACAUGCUAUCUGUCCAAAAGAGCAGCACUGAGGACUGUGAACAGAAGCUGAAUGCAACCUUUGUGAAGGUUAGCAUGGAUGGGGCACCUUACCUCCGAAAGGUAGACUUGAAGAUGUACAAGAGCUACCAGGAGCUCUCUGAUGCCCUAGGAAAAAUGUUCAGUUCCUUCAGUACUAUAGGAAACUGUGGAUCCCAAGGGAUGAAAGAUUUCCUGAAUGAGAGCAAGCUCAUAGAUCUUCUUAAUGGCACUGACUAUGUCCCAACUUAUGAAGAUAAGGACGGUGACUGGAUGCUAGUGGGUGAUGUCCCAUGGGAGAUGUUUGCUGAAUCAUGCAAGCGGCUGCGUAUAAUGAAAGGAACGGAGGCAACUGGGCUUGCACCAAGGGCCAUGGAGAAACGCAAGAACAGAAGCUGAAGUAGUGGUAGAGAAACCAGAGCCUGCUCCUUUGAUCUAAAGCAGGAAAAUUAAAGCUCGCAGGUUGUUAGGGGUUGUGUGGUGUGUUAAUGGGUUUGUUUUUGUUAUACGCUAGUGGUUGAGUAUUGAUUUAAUUGGUGUGGACAGUCUUUUUCAAAGUUGUAAGAGUUGGGUUAUGUCUGGGCUUGUUUAGCGUUAAUUAAUGAUUUGUAAUAAUUAAUUAAUUAUGUAACUGUUUGUUUCUUGCAGUUAUUAAUAUUGUGUGCUCCAAUUCCUUCAAUUAAUUAUUUAUUUUGGAUUU
Manihot esculenta (cassava) is the source of this 1114-nucleotide messenger RNA. RefSeq names its product auxin-induced protein AUX28. Bases 112 to 813 code for a protein of 233 amino acids. The record is from RefSeq and is a predicted model, not a curated record. Gene Ontology annotation, cellular component: nucleus. NCBI's taxonomy places the organism in Eukaryota, Viridiplantae, Streptophyta, Magnoliopsida, Malpighiales, Euphorbiaceae. Gene Ontology annotation, molecular function: protein binding. Gene Ontology annotation, biological process: regulation of DNA-templated transcription. The transcript has 5 exons.